Molecule: messenger RNA, 1287 nt
Organism: Hippocampus comes (tiger tail seahorse)
Lineage: Eukaryota; Metazoa; Chordata; Actinopteri; Syngnathiformes; Syngnathidae
Product: retinol dehydrogenase 10-B-like
Exons: 5
Coding region: 241-1188 (315 amino acids)
Cellular component (GO): lipid droplet
Molecular function (GO): oxidoreductase activity, acting on the CH-OH group of donors, NAD or NADP as acceptor
Source: RefSeq, a predicted model, not a curated record
CCGCGAAUAACGGGGGUCGGCGGUUCGGAAUUGCAACGUUUUCUACUGCGCAAAUCACAAUUCUUCGUCUGAGUAGAAUUAUGAACGCUCACGGGUUCGUCACUCACUUUCUGACAUCAGACAAAAAAACUUGACCUAUUGGUGCCGCCAAGCGUCUGACUAAAUCCUAAUCCGGUUAUAUAAAACGUCGAUCCAUUCGGUACUACACCACACGACAAAGUUGUCCCUGGUGGCAGCACCAUGAUCAUCAUCGUGGACCUGCUACUGAUGCUCAUCGACCUGACCUACGCCAUCCUGGCCGCCGUGGUGCAGACGUUCCUGCGGCCGAGGCUGAAAAGCAUCGACGGGGAGCUAUGCCUGAUCACCGGGGCCGGGGGUGCCCUGGGUCGCCUAUUCGCCCUGGAGUUCGCCAAGGAGGGCGCCCGCCUGGUUCUGUGGGAUUGCAACGCGGCCGCCAACGAGCGCACCGCCCAGCUGGCCCGGGAGCUGGGUGUCAAGGUGCACGCCUAUACGGUGGACCUGUCCCGGCGGGAGAGCAUCUACGAGACGGCGGGGCGGGUGAAGACGGAGGUCGGGGACGUGUCCAUGCUGGUCAAUAACGCGGGCGUGGUGGCCGGCAGGAGGCUACUCGAAUGCCCCGAUGAGCUUUUGGAACGCACCCUGCUCGUCAACUGCCACGCUUUGUUCUGGAUGACCAAGGCCUUCUUGCCUCAGAUGAAAGCAAAGAACCACGGUCACAUCGUAACCGUUGCCAGUGCCCUUGGCCUCUUCAGCACCGCAUGUGUGGAGGAUUACUGUGCCAGUAAAUUUGGGGCGGUCGGUUUCCACGAGUCACUGACCCACGAGUUGCUGGCAGAGGAACUGGAUGGAAUUAAAACCACGCUAGUUUGUCCUUACAUCGUGGACACGGGGAUGUUCGCAGGCUGCGAAAUAAGGAAGGAGCUUCGCAGUCUAAUCCCACCUCUGGAGCCUCUGUACACCGUUCAACAGUCCAUGACAGCAAUUUUGGCAGAACAGCAAAUGAUCUGCAUCCCUCGCCUUAUGUACAUCCCAUUUUUGACACGAGCUUUAUUACCAUGGGACGCAAACCUUGCCACGUAUCGCUUCAUGGGAGGAGACAAAUGUAUGCUGCCCUUCAUCAAGAACGUUGAACAAAGGAUAUGCAACGGCCAUAUCAAAUCAUCAUGAGACUACGUUUGUUGUGUCUACACUAUUUAAUUGUUUUGGUUUUUUUUUUCCUUUUUUUUUGCUGUCAUGGAAUGUAUGAUUACAACAAAUUUUAAGUGA